UUCAGUGAAGGGAAAAUGGCGGCCACCUACAACAGCUUCAGUUUGCACACGACGCCUGAGAAGUUCUACAUUGAGGCGUGUGACGAUGGCGCUAACGAAGUGCUUGCGAUUGACCGGGUGUCUACAGAGAUGACGCUGAUAGGGAUGAAAGACAUCCCGCCUUCAGCAGUGACCCGGCCGAUAUGUGGCAUCAUGGGAACGAUCCGGCUGGUAGCAGGCAUGUACCUCAUCGUGAUCACCAAGAAGAGGAAAGUGGGGGAUCUGCUGGGACACGCCGUGUGGAAGGCCGUGGAGUUCGACGUGAUCUCGUAUAAGAAGACGGUGCUGCACCUCACAGACACGCAGAUGCAGGACAACAAGGCCUUCCUCGCGAUGAUCAACAGCAUCCUGAACACAGACGGCUUUUACUUCGCCACUGAUUACGACCUCACACACACCCUGCAGCGCCUCGCCAACACCAGCCCAGAGUUUCAGGAGAUGAGUCUGCUGGAGAGGGCGGAUCAGAGGUUUGUGUGGAACGGCCACUUGCUGAGAGACUUCAGCACACAGCCUGAGCUGCACAGAUUCGCCUGUCCUGUGAUCCACGGCUUCAUCGCUAUGAAGUCCUGCUGCAUCAACGGGAAGAUCUUCGACUGGAACCUGAUCUCCAGGAGGAGCUGCUUCCGCGCCGGCGUUCGGUACUACGUCCGAGGGAUCGACUCUGAGGGUCACGCGGCAAACUUCGUGGAGACGGAGCAGAUCGUUCAGUAUAGCGGCGCCAAGGCUUCGUUCAUUCAAACACGUGGCUCCAUUCCGUUCUUCUGGUCCCAGCGUCCAAACCUGAAAUACAAACCCAAACCGCAGAUCAGCAAGAGUGGCAAUCACCUGGAUGGUUUUCAGAGACAUUUUGACUCGCAGAUCAUAACCUACGGCCGACAAGUCAUUUUAAAUCUGAUUAAUCAGAAAGGUUCUGAGAAACCUCUCGAGCUCGCUUUUGCCAAGAUGGUGGAGAGUCUCGGCAACGGCAUGAUCAAGUACGUGGCCUUUGACUUUCAUAAGGAGUGCAGUAGGAUGAGGUGGCAUCGGCUGCAGAUCCUGGUGGACACAGUGGCCGAGCAGCAGGACGACUUCGGCUUCUUCCUGGUGGAUGCAGACGGAACGGUCCAAAUGCAGCAGGAGGGGACGUUCCGGAGCAACUGUAUGGAUUGUCUGGACCGUACCAAUGUGGUUCAGAGCCUCCUGGCCAGACGAUCGCUUCAGUCUCAGCUGCAGAGAAUGGGCGUCCUGUAUGUUGGACAGAGAAUCGAGGAUCAGGUUGAUUUUGAAAAGAUUUACAAGAACGCGUGGGCCGACAACGCUAACGCGUGUGCUAAGCAGUACGCUGGGACAGGAGCACUGAAGACAGACUUCACACGGACGGGGAAGAGGACACAGUGGGGGUUAGUGAUGGACGGCUGGAACUCGAUGAUCAGAUAUUACAAGAACAAUUUCUCAGAUGGAUUCAGACAAGACUCCAUCGAUCUGUUUUUAGGAAACUACGCUGUAGAUGAAGUGGACAUGAGCACUACUCUCCAUGAAGCCAAAGACUGGAAGUUUCUCACGCUGCCAAUCAUCAUGGUGGUGGCGUUCUCCAUGUGCAUUAUCUGCCUGCUCAUGGCUGGUGAGACGUGGACGGAGACGUUAGCGUACGUGCUGUUCUGGGGAAUGGCGAGCGUGGUCACGGCCGGUGUGAUCCUCUUCAACGGCCGAGACUUCGUGGACGCGCCCAGGCUGGUCCAGAAGGAGAAGAUGGACUGAGAGUGCGUGUGUGGAAAGCAGCUGGGUCCCGUUGACUCUUCGUCCUCAUCCCAGUCUUCAUCCUCGGGACUUUCCUUCUCUCGUCUGCACCGUGACUGGAGCCUGUACUGAACGUCGUCAUCAUCGCCAUUCUGUCACGAGGAGGAGGAGAAGAGCAGGGGCCAGGCGGGGCCACAAGGGUGGGCAUCAGCGAGACGGACUCGAAACCAUGCCCACCUGCUGCUCUCCACACUGCAGUCUCAUCUCAGAGGAACAGCCCGGACUGAAGGGGGCGCUGUUCCUCAGCUCAGAGCUACACUGGAGAAACCAUUUUAACCACACACACACACAGACCAUAAUGUAGCUUGAAUUUUAGUAUCAGUUGAACCAGUAAUGAGGUUUAUAUCCUAACACAAGCUUCCUGGCCCCCUUUCUGGCACAUUUGGGGCGGGCGAUAUGACAAUAUUUUAUCAUUUAUCGUGAUAUAUUGUAGGUAUCGCCUGUAUUUUUUAGACACUAAGUGCAUGUGCCAGAAGAGAGUUAGACCAAUCAUAGAUUCUGUAAACAAGUGUUUAUUUUUUGUAAGCACUGAAACAAAAAAUAUUCCGUGUUUCAACUAUAAAAAAAAAAAUCAAUAUUGUGAUAAAUGUAUUGUGUAUCUGAAAAAUGUCUGAAAUGUUCUGUGAUUUAUAUGUAUUGCCGUAUCGCCCACCUCUGUGCCAAAAUUCAGUCUGAUGUUGAUAUUCAGAUUCGUUUGUUUCAGUUGCCAUGAUGAUCUGUUGAUUUCAGAUUUACGCUGCCUUUCAGAUCAAAGUUAAAGAGCAGUUUGGCCAAAAGUGAGAUGUACACGUAUUUCCACUGGAGCCAAAAAAAGUUUGGUGUUUGUCUGAAGUUUGAUUCUUUAGUUUGCCGUGAGAACUACGAGGCUAAUGAGGCUAAAACGGAACAAAAGUGCAGACCUGCUAACUUUUACGCAUUUUGCACAAGAGCUACAAAAUACGCACUCAAAAAUACACCAAGUCUACUUUUCUCCAAUCGACAAAAAUGAUUUACAGCAGUGUCGCUGUUCUGAACGCUCAGAUAUUAAUCGGCCAGCUGGAAGCCCUUUCUUUCAUCUCACGUUCGUGAUUGUUCAGCCGGUGCUCUCGUCGCAUCUCAUCUCGUCACAUCUCAUGUCAGUUUCCUUCUUGAAAGAUGCGCUGAUGCAAUGUGUUCGCUUUGUCACAGUGCAUGGAGAAUGUUUCGAGUUCAUAAAUUAAUGUGAAAUAAAA
Molecule: messenger RNA, 3026 nt
Organism: Neoarius graeffei (lesser salmon catfish)
Lineage: Eukaryota; Metazoa; Chordata; Actinopteri; Siluriformes; Ariidae
Gene: sacm1lb
Product: SAC1 like phosphatidylinositide phosphatase b
Exons: 20
Coding region: 16-1776 (586 amino acids)
Biological process (GO): phosphatidylinositol dephosphorylation
Cellular component (GO): endoplasmic reticulum
Molecular function (GO): phosphatidylinositol-4-phosphate phosphatase activity
Source: RefSeq, a predicted model, not a curated record